AUGCAACGUUUGUGUUGCUGUCAAACAAAUAACGAAACGAUUUGCUCAUUUGUUGAUAUUUGCAUUUCGCAAUGGUCUUCGGGGCAGAAGAAGUCUGCCGAUGCUCCCCAUAAGAAUGCAGAUCUCGAGUGUGCUAAAGAUUUCGCAAUGGACUCUGCGAUUUCUACGACCUCUCGGGGCUUGAACUCCACUCGAGGAAACCAUAUUCCCCGCUGGAUGGCGAUGAUGUAA
Drosophila rhopaloa is the source of this 231-nucleotide messenger RNA. RefSeq lists its product as uncharacterized. Lineage: Eukaryota; Metazoa; Arthropoda; Insecta; Diptera; Drosophilidae. The record is from RefSeq and is a predicted model, not a curated record.